Stereum hirsutum FP-91666 SS1 is the source of this 1655-nucleotide messenger RNA. RefSeq lists its product as uncharacterized. The record is from RefSeq and is a predicted model, not a curated record. The transcript is spliced from 9 exons. NCBI's taxonomy places the organism in Eukaryota, Fungi, Basidiomycota, Agaricomycetes, Russulales, Stereaceae. Bases 49 to 705 code for a protein of 218 amino acids.
GCCGAAAUGGACUGAAGACCCUUGUGAGACGGUUGCACUCUAUCACAGAUGCGCAAGUGGCCCAAGCAGCAUCCCUCCUUGUUCGUGCAUACGAAGGAUGUAGGUCCCUCCAAAAUAUUUCCUGUCAGUCUUUUUCUGAUCAGUUAUUUUGUAGACCCCUCACAAAAAGCACUACUUGGCGGCAACUGGAACUUACAUGCCGAUUAUUUUACGGCCAUGAUACGAGCAAUUGCCCUCGAAGGCGAAAUAUUCGUCGUCCAGCCACAAGGCUCUGACGAGAUUCUGUCCAUAAGUUUGUGGACAGAACCUGAUCAUGAUAUGUUCAGCACCCAUGAGCAACGUGCUCUUGGAUUCGACCACUUCUUCCAUCGGUUAUCACCCAUGGCGCAGAUGUGGUGGCACGGACAGUGUAAUACAACUACUGUUGAACUCAUGGCGCGAUCGUUCACGGAAGAAGAACGACAGCGUUGUUUUUGGUGCUGCGAGCUCGCCACAGACCCAAAAUAUCAGCGUCGUGGAUUUGCCUCAGCUAUGAUCUCGCAUGUGCGUAAUUCCCGUACACAAGAUCAGAUCAUUGGCCUUUCUACUCCAGCCGAAGUCAACGUCAUAAAGUACCAAAAAAUGGGCUUUUGUGAGAGAGGCAGGGCCAUAAUGAAGGCCGCGACUGGUCCAUUCCCGGUCAUCGUAAUGUCUCUGGACUGUUGAAGCGAAUGGUUUAUGGAGUACUUGCUUCGGCACGAGUUCUCAUCCUUAGUCCUGUACGUUUGUUGUGCGCGCAUGAGUUCGUGAGUUAUAUUAUCAUAGGUAGUCCGUAAGUACGUUGUAUAGUCGUGUAUUUCGUCAGUCGUAAUCGUAUCCCUAGCCUUUAUUGUCAGUAUUCGUCGCGCUCGUCAAAGAUACCCAGAUCGAGGACUGGAGGUUGAAGUUCCUUCAACAACCAUUUCCAUUCUUUCUCCACGUCCGUUUGCUCCACCCUUUUCUCCGAUCCUAGUUGUUCAUGAAGACUCUUCAUCUCAUCCCUACGAGCCUCAAUCUUCGUCUUGAGUUGUCGGAGUUCGUUCUUGCGUUGGUCGUACUUGUACUCAACUUGGCGUGCUCUACGGUCUCCGCUUUUAACGCAAUACUUGUACGCAUCAUGAAGCGAUGGUGAUUCGCCACGGAUAUGAUUGAACUGGUCCCGUAAGCGGACUUCGACGCGGGUAUGGUGCGCUAACUGGAGCUUGAGGAAGAGCUUCUUCGCGACAUUGCCAUAUGCCGGAAGCUCAUCAUUGAGAGCGGCGGCGGCGCGCUUAUAUUCUCGAAGUCUGUUGGCAGCGUGCGAGUAUUCCUUGAGUAGCGAAUGGUCCGGAACCACUUCGUUCAGAAACUGGGUGAAGAGCUGGAUAGAGUGAUCGAGCAGGCUCCAGAGACUGUCCUCCUUGUGCGACCAUUGACGGUCGACCCUCCUCGUGCCGUGCUUAGGUGAUUCCAUUUCCGGCAAGUGGCGUUUUGGGUCCUCAGCCCAGUCAAGGAUAUCACUAAUAACGCUCGUGAACCCAUCGAUGUUAUGCUGCAAAUCGGAAAGAAGAAGUCUAGUUUGUGGGUGACUGUCGCCUUGGAGUGCGUCCACGAGGUUAGUCAACACUCCGAUCGCAAGAGUUUUCGCCGGACUCAAA